Molecule: messenger RNA, 3933 nt
Organism: Zophobas morio
Lineage: Eukaryota; Metazoa; Arthropoda; Insecta; Coleoptera; Tenebrionidae
Exons: 2
Coding region: 1-3933 (1310 amino acids)
Source: RefSeq, a predicted model, not a curated record
AUGACGAAAAGCCAGGACGAAACAAUCAAUAAAUUCAUAAUUCUUCUUGAUAAAUUAAACACACAUGAGAUUUUCGUUGAUGACGAAACUAAUCAUUCAAAGGUUGGACAAUUAAAGCGUCGCCUACAGGACGUUGAACAAUUAAAAUCGGAAAUGGAAAAUAUCAGUUUGCACUAUGGUGCCAAUUCUAUAAUAAUAACUUCAGAAGAUGAAAACGAGUCUGAUGAACGGGUCGAAUAUAAGUUUAGGGAUGUACUGAAUCGAAUAUUUGAGGUGCUUGGCGUAUAUGAUGAUUUGGUGACAAAGGCCUCAUCUCAGUUAUCUAGUAGUUCAUCAACCACAUCUCAUUCAAAUCAAAAUCUUAACGUAAAAUUGCCAACUAUUGAAUUACCUAAGUUCAAUGGGGAUUAUACCGAAUGGGCAUCAUUUUUUGAUACUUUUUCUAGUUUAGUUGGCAGUAAUGAGUCAUUAUCCAACUCUCAAAAAUUACAUUAUUUAAAAUCAUGCUUGGAAGAUGAACCCAAGAAAACUCUGGAGUCGCUAAAAGCGGACAACACAAAUUAUGCAAUUGCGGUUAAAUUAUUGAAAGACAGAUACGAAAACAAGCGCUUCAUCAUUAACAAUCAUUUAAAAAAUAUCUUCAGUUUGCCUUUUGUUAAUAAAUCGGACUGUAAAUCCUUGCGGGACUUUUUAGAUACACUAAGUAUUAAUUUAAAUACCCUGAAAGCGUUGGAUCGCCCUGUCGAUCAAUGGAGCGAUCUUAUCAUUUACAUUGUAGUUUCAAAAUUGGACCAUUUUUCUAGUUCCACAUGGGAAGAGUCACUUGAACCCAAUAACAUUCCGUCCCAUACAGAUUUAAUUUCAUUUUUAGAAAGGCGAUGCAAAACCUUAGAAUCGAUAAGCAUCCAUAAAAAUAAUAAAGAAACAAAAUCUCUCCCUCCUCAAAAAUGUAACAUUAAUACGCCGCUUAGAAAACGUGUGUUCCAUACUUCAUAUUAUAAGGCUCAAAGUAACAAAAAGUUAGCUUCAUGUUUUAUAUGCGAAAAAAAUCAUAAUAUUUUUAAUUGUGCUGAUUUUUUAAAGUUAACCCCCCAGGAAAGACUGCAACACAUAAAAUCAUUGAAUCGUUGCAGUAAUUGUUUUAGACAAAACCAUUUUACGAAAGAUUGCACUAUAUUUGGCUGCAAACAGUGCAACAAAAAACAUCACACUCUUUUACAUAUUGAUGUAAAGGCUAGUUCCAAUGCGAUUACUGAUCAAUUAGUUAAUGAUAUCACGGAUCCUGGAGAGGGGACAUCUCAUUGUAAUUUAGCGGUCUCAAACAACAUACUUUUAUCAACAGCAGUAAUAUUGGUUAAGGGUCCCACAGGUAAAAUAAAAGAAUGUCGCGCAUUAUUAGACAUUGGGAGUCAAUCUCACUUCAUAACGGAAAAUUUAUGUAAACAGUUGAAUUUGAAAAUUCAAAAUUCAAAUGUGUCGAUCCUAGGAAUAAAUAGUCAAUCAAGAUUGACUAAGUCUGCUGAAGUUGAGAUCAGAAGUAGAUCAACUGAUUUUAUGUACAAUAUUAAAUGUUUGGUUAUUCCCAAAAUUACCGAAAACUUGCCUUCUUAUACGUUCGAUAUAAAUACUAUCCAUUUACCCAAUAAUUUAGACUUAGCGGAUCCGACUUUUAAUGUUUCAUCUCCCGUGGAUAUAUUAAUUGGGGCCGAAUUAUUUUUAAACCUGCUUACUUCCGGAAAUAUAAAACUCGGUAAAAAUCAGCCUGUUCUACAAAAUAGUGUCUUGGGAUGGAUUAUCUCAGGUAAAAUUCCGAAUUUUAAUAAUAAACCCUUGCACUGCUACAAAAUAAGUUUGGAAUCAGCUGUUACCAGGUUUUGGGAAAUAGAGAACGUUGAACCCCAGGUAAUUGUCCCUUCUAUCAAUAAACAUUCUUCCAAAGACCUUUGCGAAGCCCACUUUUAUGACACUACCAGCCGAUCUAAAGACGGUCGCUUUGUUGUACGACUUCCGUUUGUCGGACAAAUUCCAAAAUUGGGAAAUUCCCGUGAUGUAGCCAUGAAACGGUUGUUGUCUCUUGAACGGAAACUCUCCCGCGACCAUAAAUUAAGAGCGGGUUAUUUGGCCUUUAUGCGCGAGUACUUGGAAUUAGGUCACAUGGAGCCAGUACCUGCCGACGUUUCGAAACAUUCUUAUUACCUGCCCCAUAGUGGGGUCAUAAAUGAAAAUAGUUCUUCAACCAGACUACGCGUUGUUUUUGACGGAUCGGCAAAAAGCUCAAACAAUCUUAGUUUAAACGACAAUUUAUUAGCAGGACCCGUUUUGCAGCCUGAUCUUCUUACGAUCAUUAUUCAAUUUAGACUGCCUCAAUUCGUAAUAACUGCGGACAUAUCCAAGAUGUACAGGUGCAUUUGGGUGCAUCCUGAUGACCGUGUAUUUCAACAAAUCUUAUGGCGAGAAUCUCCCGAUUUACCCGUAAAUACAUACCAACUUAAAACCAUCACUUACGGCCUGACUUCCUCUUCUUACCAAGCCAUUAAAUGUGUCCAACAAUUGGGCGCAGAUCUAAAGGAUAAUUAUCCAUUAGCACACGACGUCAUCAUGAAGUGUUUUUAUGUGGACGACACAUUGUUUGGCGCAAAUACCAUACCCGAAUUAGCGCGGAUUAAGGACGAAUUAAAGACAGUUCUCGGGAAGGGGGAAUUUUCUCUAAGUAAGUGGUCAUCUAAUUGUGCUGAUGUGUUAAGAGAUGAGCUUACUUCCAAUGAGUGCAUAAUAACGGACAAACAGCUUGAAAAGAAAACUCUGGGUAUUCGCUGGGACAACGAAUCUGAUAAUCUUUCAUACACACAUUUUAACUUUGUUAACGUCAAGCCCACCAAACGUACUAUACUUAGCGCCAUUGCUCAAUUAUUCGACCCCCUCGGUUUAGUUAAUCCUGUGGUAACAAUGGCAAAAAUAAUAAUGCAACGGUUGUGGUCGUUGAAAAUUAACUGGGAUGACGAAAUUCCUGAUAAUCUUAAAAAAGCAUGGACUUCCUUCUUACGCGGCUUGCCUUAUCUAAAUAAACUUCAGUUUCCUAGAACAGUAAUUUGUCGUGACGCUAUCAAAAUAGAAAUCCAUGGAUUCUGCGAUAGUUCUGAACAGGCUUACGGUGCAGCAAUCUUUGUUAGGUCCAUUGAUUCCCAAUUAAAUAUACACGUCAAUUUGUUAUGCGCCAAAUCUCGCGUGGCGCCAUUAAAAACCAUCUCUUUGCCCAGACUUGAAUUAUGUGGUGCGCUUUUGUUAGCUCAAUUGCUUGUAAAGGUCACUAAAACGAUUAACAUUUUACCUGAGCAGUGUUUCUGUUGGACGGAUUCUCAGAUCGUUUUAUCGUGGUUAGCAGCUGAUCCAGGUAAUUGGAAAACCUUUGUCGCUAAUCGCGUUUCUGAAAUACAGCAGUUAACUAAUAAUUGUCACUGGAACCAUGUGAAAAGCAGCGAGAACCCGGCCGACAUAAUAACUCGUGGUGCCUCUCCUAGGGAAUUAUCGACAAAUACACUGUGGUUUAAUGGUCCAGCUUGGCUGCAUAAAAUGGAAAUUCCGAUUGUUAAUGCCUCUAAUGUAGACAAGUGCGACUCCUCUGGCGAAGGUUUACUGUUAGAAAAACGCUUUGUUUCAACUGCAGUGCAUCUACAAACCAAUUCUUUUAAAAAUGUUAUCUUUGACCUAUACUCAACCUUUGGCAAAUUAAAAGUUGCAAUUGCGUGUUGGCUGCGCGUUAUGAAAAACCUACGGAAUAGGGUCAAAAAACAACCGGAAAUCAGGGGCAGUUUAACAACGAAUGAAUUGAAACAUUCGGAAAUUACGAUAAUCCGAUUAGUUCAAAAGGAGGCAUUCUCCUCCGAAAUUCAUCAGUUGUCUCACAGUAAAAAACUUGGGUGGGGGGUAGACUAA